AUGAAGUAUCUCGCAACCCUCUGUGUCGCCGCCCUCGUGGCCGGUGUCAACUCCGCCGCCAUCGCCGCUGCCGAGCCAUUCUGCUGGCGCCUCGGCCAGCCCUGCGACAAAGUCAAGCGAGCCGCCGAAGCCUUCGCCGAAGCCUUCGACGAGCCCAUUGCCGAAGCCGAAGCAUUCGACGAGCCCAUUGCCGAAGCCGAAGCUUCCGCCUUCUGCUGGCGUCCAGGCCAGAUAUGCGAAAAGGCCAAGCGCGCUGCUCUGGCUCUCGCCCAUACCGUCGCUGAUGCCAACCCCGAGGCCGAGGCCUUCUUUGACAAGCUCGCCAUCGACGAGGCGUUCCCAGAGCCGGAGGCUGUCGCUGAUGCUGAAAUCGCCGACAAAGUCAAGCGCGAGGCUGAGGCAGAGGCUUUCUGCUGGCGUCCAGGGCAGCCAUGUGGCAAGGUCAAGCGCGCGGCUGAUGCUAUUGCUUCUGCCCUCGCCGAGCCCGCCCCCGAGCCAUUCUGCCAGCGUCCUGGUCAGCUAUGCGGCAAAGUCAAGCGUGAUGCUGAGGCCGUUGCUGAGGCUUUCUGCUGGCGCCCCGGGCAGCCAUGCGGCAAGGCCAAGCGUGAGGCAAAUGCCCUUGCGGAGGCUGCUGCAGAGGCUCUUGAGUUCGGCGGUUUGGAAAAGGAACAGAAUUCCAAGAGAAUUUUUCGGCCGCCUCAUUACACCACUACUGCUAUUUUCCCCACCGAUCCACGGCUAUUUCAUCAUUUUCAUGAAGAGCAGCCUUACGACUGCCGCAAAGUCGACCCCAACUGCGUGACCGUUGAAGCUUGAUCUUCCACUCAUACCGUAAACCUACGGAUAUAUUUUCGCAGUCUCAUGCGCAAGGUCGUUUUAUUUCUUUCGCUCCAUCAUCCGCCGCGCCAGGCUUCUGAUGCUUAAUUGAGGGAGCGUGUGCAUGUCGGCCCAAACCUCGAAAUUAAAGUGGCUGACUUUAUUAUACAUGGGUGGCCUCGCAAGAGCACGCUAAUUGUUGGUUUAACUUGUAGUAAACUGUUUUUUUAGUAUUGGGACGCAAAAUUCUGUUAUCUAAAGAGCCAUAUACAUGGGCAUAUAGAUUGAAGUCUAUAAUUGACCUGCCUGGCUCCAUUGCUCUUUUCUUCUCAAGUUGAAAAUGAUAAUUGUGAACUGUGACUAUUUUGACAUAAACGAAUAAAUAAGCUUACCUUGGUGUGGAUGUUUAAAUUGAUGCUUAUUAUUUUAUAUGAUUUACUCUCACUUUUCUCUCCGUUAUCACAUUUCUCGAGAAAUGUGGAUUGCCUUCAAAAAUGGACGAAAGGAACGUUGCUGCGCUAAGAAAUUUACGCCAAGGAGUUUACGACAGACGCCGACCCCAACACGUGACGAUUUCUCCAACUACUAAGCGACUGCGGGAUAUCCAAAGGCUGUAACUACUUUUCACGCGGUCA
Pseudogymnoascus destructans is the source of this 1451-nucleotide messenger RNA. RefSeq lists its product as uncharacterized. Lineage: Eukaryota; Fungi; Ascomycota; Leotiomycetes; Thelebolales; Thelebolaceae. The transcript is spliced from 3 exons. The record is from RefSeq and is a predicted model, not a curated record. Bases 1 to 816 code for a protein of 271 amino acids.